GAGGUUUUUCUGUGUGAACUCCUUACCAAACAAUUUGGUGAACGUGGUUUGUACUCUGCAGGGGUUAGCCACAGGAGGGUAGCUAAAGAAGUGCGUAUCCUGCGCAUGCUGGGUACUCAUAAAAAUGUUCUGUAGCUGCUAGAUUGGGACAUCACAAAGGAACCUUACAUGCUGAUCCUGGAGUCAGUGAACAGUGGGACCCUGCGUAGUUUCCUACAAGGAAAUCAAGACCAACUGAGCAAGGACAGUGAACUGCCACAUCUCUUAAUCACAACAGCAUAUCACAUGCAAUGAGACACCUGUGCUCCAAAAUGGUGGUGCAGGGUGACCUAGCCGUCAGGAACAUUAUGGUGAACCAUUUCCCCAGAGAGGUGAAGGUGGCAGAAUGUGUACUGGCCAAAGACCUGACUCACACAAGGACCCGUUGCAGGAUCCACAGAGGGAGCUAUAAUCAAAAUAUGCCUCUUCGUUGGUACCCACCGGAGUACUUGAGAAACCACUACUACAGCUUCAAAGGGGAUGUCUGGGCAUUUGGCAUUAUGCUCUGGGAAAUGCAAACAUUUGGGACCUUACCAUAUCCUAACCUGGAGACACCAGAGUUGGUAGUACGCCAUGUCUGCUCUGGCUACAGAAACUCAGUACCUGAGACAUGCAGGGCAGAGAUACUGCAGCUAAUAAAUGACUGCUGGCUGGAGAACCACGCUCAAAGGCCCACCUUCAACGAUAUAGUCAGGGUCCUGGAGAACAUGCUGGAGAGCGAUGCUGUGAGUUUCUUCAUUCACCACCUGCAUCUCAUGUCCUUCUCUGUGGAUAUGAAUGUACUCAAGAGGCAAUUUUGGCAUCCAUAAAGUUCCCAUUUAGUGCAGUUGCUUAUAUGUUUAUAUAUUGUC
This is a messenger RNA of Esox lucius (northern pike), 890 nucleotides long. RefSeq names its product fibroblast growth factor receptor homolog 1-like. NCBI's taxonomy places the organism in Eukaryota, Metazoa, Chordata, Actinopteri, Esociformes, Esocidae. Gene Ontology annotation, cellular component: signaling receptor complex. Gene Ontology annotation, biological process: multicellular organism development; cell surface receptor protein tyrosine kinase signaling pathway; positive regulation of kinase activity. Gene Ontology annotation, molecular function: ATP binding; transmembrane receptor protein tyrosine kinase activity. The record is from RefSeq and is a predicted model, not a curated record. The transcript is spliced from 6 exons. The coding region runs from base 291 to 848 and encodes 185 amino acids.